AUGUCUGGAGACGUGAAGCAGGCCCUGGAGUAUUUGAAUGAGUCUUUACAGAUGAAGCAUGCUAUAUAUGGCGACCACGCCCAUCCCGGAACUGCAGCAACGUUGCACAAACUUGCUGCAGUGUCCAAGGAAAAAGGAGAUUUGAAGGAGGCGCUCCUGUAUUUGCAAGACUGCUUGAAAACGCUGCAUUCCUUGUAUGGAAACUCGGAACAUCCUGACAUCGCAAGCAGUUUGCAUUUACUUGGUGACGUCAGUGCAGAGACAGGGGAUUUAAGGUAUGCCCUGCAUUGCUUAGAAGAAUCUAGACGAAUGCAGCUGGCAUUGCCAGGAGGUGGCAAAACGCCUGGACUUGCAGCCACUUUGCAUCGGCUUGGUACUGUCACUUCCAUGAAGGGUGGUUUGGGAGAGGCCAUGCAGCUUCUUGAUCAAUCUUUGCAGAUGCAGCAAUCCUUGCAUGGAGACACUGAACAUCGCGGAAUUGCAGCCACUUUGCACGCACUUGGUGCUGUGAGUUCGGACCGUGGUGAUUUGAAGCGUGCCAUGCAGUUCUUGCAAGAAGAAGCCCGGGUAGAGCGCUCUUUGAAUGGUGAUAGUAGCAAUCCAGGAAUUGCACUGGCAUUGUACCAGCUGGGCACAGUAAAACUUCAGGCAGGUGAUUUGAAAGAGGCUUUUCAGAACUUGCAAGAAUCUCUCCAUUUACAGUGGUCGUUGAGUGACCGCGGCAAUCCCGGGAUUGCCUCCACUUUGCAGCAGCUUGGUGCUGUGACAGCGGAGGCAGGAGAUUUGAAGCAAGCGGUGCAAUACCUAGAGCAGGCCUUGAUAAUGCAACGGUCAUUCUUCGAGCGUGGCAAUCCAGGAAUUGCUGCCUCUCUUCACCGUUUAGGUGCUGUCACUGCUCAGACGGGAGAUUUCAAGCAGGCCCUCAUAUACCUGCAGGAAUCUUUACAAAUGCGCCAGUCAUUGAAUUCUCAAAGUCUUGAUCCUGGUAUUGCAGCCACUUUGCACCAGCUUGGUGUUGUAACCACCAUGACCGGAGACUUGCGAAAAGGCGUGGAGUACUUCAAUGAUUCCUUGCAGGUGACACAGAGGUUCCAUGAAGGAGAUCACCCUCAAGCUGCAGCCACUUUGAGUGAACUUGGUGCUGUGACCGGCCAGAAAGGGGACUUGAAGCAAGCUUUGCAGUACUUGAGAGACUCCUUGAAAAUGCAGCGGUCCUUGUAUGGUGAUGUCGAUCAUCCUGGCAUUGCAUCCACUCUGCACCAGCUUGGUGCAGCAGUAGGGGAGAAAGGAGAUAUCAAGCAGGGGUUGCAGUUGUUGAAAGAAUCUUUGGCAAUGCAACGUGCUCUUUAUGGCAUCGGUGACAACUCCGGAGUAGCUGUUACACUGCAUAUGCUUGGCUACCUGAUGGUGGAGGCCGGAGAUUUCCAUGAAGCCCAGCAGUACCUCCAACGGUCAUUUCUAAUGCAUCGGUCUCUUGCUGGUGAUGGCUACAGUGUGGAAAUCCAGAUCGUUUUGGAGGAGCUAGCUCACGUUCUUGCACACAGAGGUGACGCCUUUCUGCAGAGUGCCUUGCUCAACCCCGACUUUGCUUUUGCACAGGAUGAUCAACGCUACCUCCUCGACUGCUACGCGGACUUUACCAAGGAGCUGGAUCUUGCAGAGGACAGCGACCAGCGGGAGCUGCAAUCCAGCCCCAGUGGCUUGAUCGGUGCGGAUUUGGACAACUCAGCUCCGCUUCGGCAAAAACCACUUGCCAAUGAAGAGGAUCGAGCCCAGCAGGAGAAGCGCGUGGCUCCGGAUGGCAAGCGUUAUACACGAAGGGAGUUCAUCGAAUACUAUGGGCCUGUGGUCGGAUCCAACUACUGGACAGAUGCCAAACGUGCCUGCACAUAUUGUGCCACCUUUAAGCUUGUGGACAACGAGUUUCACAAUUAUCCCAGCAUGUGCGCCACCUUUGGAGCAGACAGGGCCAAGGUGCUUUGGAAAAAUUCGCGCCCACAGUUGCCGAGGAACAUGACAGAAGUGGCUGAGCUCUACCAGCGGAUUCCAAGUGAGUGUGAUCAUGACAACCAACAAUGCCCUUACAGGAGUUGUGAUGGGCCUCGUUGCCUUCACUUCCAACAUGACUUUUGCUCGCGAGACGACAAAUGCCCUUUGUGCCAUUGCAUUGAUGACUACCCCCUCAGAGGCAGUAACAGCUCCAUACCUUUUGGUAGGGCGCGUAACCAAGGGGAGCGCACGGGUUUGAUGAUCGCUUUGCAGGAGGCACUGGCUGGAAAGAACUCCGGGUAUGUCAGGGUCAGUGAGCUCAUUGCAGCACAGGCUGAUGUGAAUGAGACAUACCACUCUCCAAACUUGGGCUUACAAAGUCCGUUGACCAUGGCCGUGCUAAGCAACCAAGCCAGACUUACGACAAUGCUAUGCCGGGCAAAAGCAGAUGUUGCUUGCCGGGUGGGGGAAUCUCCAAGUCCAAUUCGUUUGGCGCAUGGGAGGCGCAUGGUGGGCUCACUCGAAGCCAUGGCAUGUUUUCCUGAGUGCUAUCGCGCGGAAGACUUGACCCCUGAGAUUGUCAGGCUGCUGGUAAGAGUCCAGACAGACAUCAAUUGGGCAGAUCAGAGCGGCCAAACAGCCCUGCACUGCCAUGCUGCUGCCGGACGCUUUGAAGCGGUGAGUCUCCUGGUCCAGCACAAGGCCAGGAUUGACAUCAGAGACACCGGAGGCAAUGCGCCCAUACACUUGGUCCCUGAAAUGGCAGAGGAAAGAGCACAGUGGCAGUCUCUUCUCGGGUUUGUGGUGCUUGCGAGCUUGAGCGGAGAAGAGAUGGCGCUUCCCAUCUCUGAGUUGAAUCUUCAACAAGACUUUGUCCAUUGCGUGAGGCAGUAUUUGCGGGAAUACUACCAACUGCAAGGUCAAUCAGUGUCCUAUUUUACAAUUCACAUGACUGAUGGAGAGAAGCUCUUGCAGGGUGGUUCGUGGGAAGCUUUGGGCAAGCCAGAGCGCGUGACAAUCACCCUUGGAAACUUUGCCGCGCAGAGCCGAGAGACAGAGGAUCAGACGAGGGAGUUUUUGAAGCUGGCAGGGCAGGAAGGUGCCGAUGCUGAUCAAGUGAUUCGAGGUCACUUGCACAACUUUCAAGAUCCGAAUGUGACAGAUGAUCGAGGCGAGACCGCAGCCUUUAAGGCCAGUAGGAACUGUGACCUGCCAAAGCUGGAGAUUUUGGAAUUGGGAUGCGCCGACUUUAACAAGGCAGACAAUGGCGGUGCCACUCCACUCUUCAUUGUUGCGCAACAUGGUUGGCUAAACGCGGCCAAAUUCUUGGUGUUAUACAAAGCCGAGGUGGACAAGGCAUUGAACACAGAAGCAACUCCAAUGUACGUUGCCGCCCAAAACGGGCAUACAGAACUUGUCUCAUUCCUACUGGAAUCGAAGGCUAACUUGGAUGCUCGGACGACUGAUGGAGCUACACCCCUUUUCAUAGCCUCCCAAAUGGGUCACUAUGGAGUCGUGGAGAUGCUUCUCAUCGCUGGAAGCUCCUUCGACAUUCCUAACCGAACCGGUGCAGCUGCGCUGUUCAUUGCGGCCCAGAACAAUCAUGCUGACAUUGUUCAGCUGCUUCUUUCCUGGAAGGCAAGUCUAGAACAAAGGACGGCAGGAGGCGCAUCGCCUGUCUACAUUGCGGCUCAGAAGGGUUGCGAUAAGUCGCUCAAGUUGCUUCUCGAUGCGCGGGCCGAACCCAACGUAGCAGCCAAUGACGGAGCGACGCCGCUUCUGAUCGCGUCGCAGAAUGGCAACCAGAGCUCGGCCAGCAUCCUUUUGUCCUAUGGAGCUCUCGUCAACAAAGCGAUGUCCACCCUUGCAACUCCUCUUUUUGUGUCAGCUCAAAAUGGCCAUUUGGAUGUGGCCAAGUUGUUGGUUGAAUGGACGGCUGAUGUGCAGCUCUCUUUGGAGAAUGGAACAAGCCCUGCCUACGUUGCUGCGCAAAAUGGGCACAAGGCAAUGGUGAAGUUCUUGUGCAAGCAAAAGGCGGACAUUGAAGCAACGGGUGCUGGUGGGGCCACAGCUUUCUUCAUUGCUGCUCAAAAUGGUCACUUGGGAGUCAUGCAGUAUCUCUUGAAGCAUAUCAAGAAACUGAGGCCUGCGGCUCUUGAUGCCCUGCAACAGCUGGUCUUGAAAACCAAAGACAGAUCUACGCCCCUGCUCGUGUCGUCCCAGAAUGGCCACAUGGAGGUGGUGUGUUUCUUGACGAAGGAGUUGGAAGCUCUCUCGCAGACCCAAUUGGCACAGGUGAUCGACCACCAGAAGGAAGGCGGUGCUUCAGCUUUGUAUUUGGCAUCACAAAAUGGACAUGCCAACGUGGUGACCCAUCUCUUGGCACUCCGUGCCAGUGUGGAUCUGGUCCUGACGGACACCUUGGAGACGCCCUUGUUCAUUGCUUGCCAAGGUGGCCAUGAAAAGGUUGUGAUUGAGCUCCUCGAGAAUGGAUCGAAGGUCAACCAGCCAAAGCACGACGAGACGAACCCCUUGUAUAUCGCUUGUCAAAAUGGCCACACCAGCCUGGUGCCUCACUUGCUAGGAAAAGGGGCUGAGGUCAACCAUCGGAACAAGAAUGGAGCUACACCUCUAUUCAUCGCCUGCCAGAAGGGACACACGGAAAUUGUGGGGCAGUUGUUGGAGAAGCGUGCAGAUGUUGAGCAAGCUCUUGCAAGUAAUGCGACCCCGCUCUACAUUGCUUCAUCCAAUGGGCAUUCUGGGAUCGUGGAGAAGCUCUUGGAGGAGAAAGCAGACGCAAACAAGACACCCGGACAUGAGACUACUCCGCUUUCAGUUUCAGUGCAGAACAGGCAUCCAGAGGUGGCUGAAUUGCUUCUUGCGAAGAGGGUGGAGGUCAACAAGGGUGCGAAAAAGGAAGGCUGGACACCGCUUCACUUCGCCAUCAAGGGCGGUGAUUUGGACAUGGUCCGCCUUUUGGUCGCAAAUGGUGCCGAUCCAGAACAGAAGGAUAAGUCUGGCCGUGACUCUUGGAAACUCGCCGAAGAGGUUCCUGAGAAGCUUCAGGAGAUGUGCCACAUUCUGUCGGGUGCACUGCCACCUCCUCUGACCUCUCGUCAGCGACCUGCGCAGAAAACUCCCUCCCACUGCUGUGGCCUCCCGAGGACCUCCAACCCCCCAAGAAAGCCCACCGAGCCUUACCUGGGAUGGCGAAGCAAUUGA
Messenger RNA from Durusdinium trenchii, 5211 nucleotides. The record is from the annotation of a GenBank genome assembly. NCBI's taxonomy places the organism in Eukaryota, Dinophyceae, Suessiales, Symbiodiniaceae.